AUGUCUUCCUUUCUAUUCAAAGGCAGUAGAUAUUCAUCUUUCUUUCUUUCUUUCUUCCAUCCUUUUUCAUUUCUUUCUUUUUUUCUUUUUUCUUUUAUUAUUUCUUUAUUCGCCUUUAUAUAUAUAUAUAUAAAAAAUAAAAAUAAUAUACAUUUUUCUUUGUUUCUUUUUUCACUUUCUUUCAUUUUAUUUUCUUUCGAUUUACCUUUUUUCAUUCAUUCAUUAUCCUUCCUUUCUGUCUUUCUAUAUCCAAUUUUUUUCAUUCUUUCUUUCCUUAUCUGUGUUUAUAUAUAUGAAAACAACACUCUUGUUCUCGGUUUACCAUUCUUUCUUUUUUUAAUUGCUUAUUUUUUCUUUCUUUUCCUUUUUUCUUUCUUUCACUCUUUCAUAUUAUCUCCUUUCCUUUCUUUAAGUGAUUCUUUCUUUCUUUCUGUAUAUGAAAAUAACACUUUAGUUCUGCGUUUCUCUUUCUUUCUUUAUGUUAAUCUAUCUAUCUAUCUAUCUAUCUAUCUAUCUAUCUAUCUAUCUAUCUAUCUAUCUAUCUGGCUGGUCACUCGUAUCCGAGGAUGCCCGUCUACUAGCUUCCUGCCUCCUCCACGCCUUUACCUCUUGUUUUUUUUUUAUUCUCUUCAUUUCUCUCUCUUCAUUUCCCUCUCUGUCUCCCCACAAUCUCACCAACACCGUCGCUACAUUUCUUCCUCUCUCCUCGUGUCUAAUAGUCACUCUUUUCUAGCCCCUCUCACUUUCAUUCGCUUCAACUCUCUUUUUCUCUUUUCUCAUCUUUCGGCGUUUUUUUUCUCUACAUAUAUCCACCUCUUUCUUUAUUUCUCCUUCAUUUUAUUUCUCGCACUAUAUCUGCUAUCUACUUUUUCUCAUACCGUCUGUUCCUCGCGCCCUCUCUCUGCUUCCAUCUCUCUCUUCUCUCUCUAUCUCUUCAUCUCUCACCAUUUCCUCUCCACAUAUUUCCUUCCCUUUCCUUAUUUCUUUUAUCACUCUUUCUUUCUCGCAUUGUCUUUUCCUAUCUACUAUUUCUCAUACCGUCUAUUCCUCGCGCCCUCUCUCUGCUUCCAUCUCUCUCUUUCUCUCUCUAUCUCUCUUCAUCUCUCACCAUUUCACUCUCCACAUAUUUCCUUCCCUUUCCUUAUUUCUUUUAUCACUCUUUCUUUCUCGCAUUGUCUUUUCCUAUCUACUAUUUCUCAUACCGUCUGUUCCUCGCGCCCUCUCUCUGCUUCCAUCUCUCUCUUUCUCUCUCUAUCUCUCUUCAUCUCUCACCAUUUCACUCUCCACAUAUUUCCUUCUCCUUCCUUAUUUCUCUUAUCACUCUUUCUUUCUCGCAUUGUCUUUUCCUAUCUAUUUUUUCUCAUACCGUCUGUUCCUCGCGCCCUCUCUCUGCUUCCAUCUCUCUCUUUCUCUCUCUAUCUCUCUUCAUCUCUCACCAUUUCACUCUCCACAUAUUUCCUUCCCUUUCCUUAUUUCUCUUAUCACUCUUUCUUUCUCGCGCUGUGUCUUCUCCUAUCUACUAUUUCUCAUACCGUCUGUUCCUCGCUCCCUCUCACUGCUUCUAUCUUUCUCUUUCUAUCGCUCCUUCUCUCUCUUUCUCUCUGUGCACAUCUCUCAGCGUUUCUCUCUCUACACAUCUCCUUCUCAUUCCUUAUUUCUCUUAUCUCUGAUUUUUUUCUCGCAUUGUUUCUUCUCCUAUCUACUAUUUCUCAUAUCGUCUCUUCCUCGCGCUCUCUCACUAUUUCCAUGUCUCUUUUUCUCUUUCUCUCACUCUCUGUGUUCAUCCUCUCAGCUUUUCUCUCUCUACAUAUCUCUUUCUAUUUCCUUAUUUCUCUUAUCACUCCUUCUUUCUCGUAUUGUGUCUUCUAUCUACUAUUUCUCAUACCGCCUGUUCAUCGCGCUCUCUCACUGUUUCUAUAUCUCUCUUUCUCUCUCUUUCUCUCUCUCUCUCUCUGUGCUCAUUUCUCAGCGUUUCUCUCUCUACAUUUCUCAUUCUAUUUCCUUAUUUCUCUUGUCUCUCUCUAUUUCUCGGAUUGUGUCUUCUCCUAUCUACCAUUUCUGAUACCGUCUGUUCCUGGUGACCUCUCACUGUUUCUAUAUCUCUCUUUCUCUUUCUCUCUCUCUCCCUCUGUCCUCAUCUCAAGCGUUUCUCUUUCUACAUAUCUUCUCUUUCCUUAUUUCUCAUAUCUCUCUUUCUUUCUCGCUCUGUGUCUUCUCCUAUCUACUAUUUCUCAUGUCGAGAAAGGCCACCAAGUGAAGACGACCGAAAAAAAACCCAAAAAACCUAUGCGACCAGGGUGA
Molecule: messenger RNA, 2301 nt
Organism: Acanthosepion pharaonis
Lineage: Eukaryota; Metazoa; Mollusca; Cephalopoda; Sepiida; Sepiidae
Source: the annotation of a GenBank genome assembly